AUGGCGUCGCACAGGCCAGCGGUAACGGCGACGAGCGAUAGCGGGGCCGUCGAGCUGACGAGGCACCAGCACGGCAAGUCGCGCGUGCGGCUGGGGCGCGUGUGGCGGCGCGGCGGCGAGCACGCGAUGGUGGAGUGGAGCAUCGACAUCGCGCUCGCCUCCAAGGCCGACGCGUCGUUCCUCGGCGACGAUUGCUCCGCGGUCGUCGCCACCGACACCAUGAAGAACACGGUGUACGUGCUGGCGAAGCAGUGCGCCAGCGAGUUACCACCAGAGCUGUUCGCCAUCAAGCUGGGCCGUCACUUUGUGUCCUUCUAUGAUGUGGUGACUGCAGCGUCCAUCCGCAUUGUGGAGCAGCCGUGGCAGCGCGUGCACGUGGGCGGACAGCCACACGACCACGGGUUCACGCUGGGCAGGGAGAGGCGCGUGGCGGAGGUGGAGGUGGAUGCGGCUGGGCAGCACAGAGUGAAGGCUGGUGUUGAAGAAUACUCGGUGCUCAAGACGACUCAGUCCGGCUUUGAGGGUUUCGUACGCGAUCAGAACACGCUGCUGCCAGACACAAGGGAGCGCAUCCUUGCCACCACAGUGCAGGCCACGUGGAGCUACUCGCGUGAGCCUCUGUGCGUCACUGCAGCCUACUCGGCGGCCAAGGCAGCCUUCACAGACUUUCACCCUGACCUGCUCUCUCCUCAACCAACCCUUCUGGUAUUCCCUCAACUGUUCCCGCCCCUCCAGCUACUCGUGCGAUCCCCCUGCUUCAAUGCAGCCUACUCAGCGGCCAAGGCAGCCCUGACAGACACUUUCUUUGGCCCGCCCCAAGGGGGUGUGUACAGCCCCUCAGUGCAGCGCACGCUUUACCUCAUGGGCGAGGAGGUGCUGUCAAGAGUGCCAGAGGCGGACAGUGUGCAUCUGAAGCUGCCCAAUCUGCACUUCAUCCCCAUCAACCUGCCAGGCAUCGGCCUCAAGCAUGAGGACGCCAUGUACUCACCCACCAGCGACCCUCCUGAUAGCAUCGACACGUGUGUGGGACCCCUGCACACUCGCCCCCCACUUGCUUCACCUACUCCUCCCUGCACCCCCUCACCCUGCCCCCUAUCACAUCAGUUUGAGGACGAUGUGUAUCUGCCCACCAGCGAGCCCCACGGCAGCAUUGAGGCGUGUGUCUCCCGCAAGACAGCAGCACUUACAGCAAGGCUUUAA
Closterium sp. Naga37s-1 is the source of this 1200-nucleotide messenger RNA. Lineage: Eukaryota; Viridiplantae; Streptophyta; Zygnematophyceae; Desmidiales; Closteriaceae. The record is from the annotation of a GenBank genome assembly.